This is a messenger RNA of Syngnathus acus (greater pipefish), 2895 nucleotides long. It is a transcript of the gene klhl8, whose product is annotated as kelch-like family member 8. The transcript is spliced from 12 exons. Bases 113 to 1954 code for a protein of 613 amino acids. Gene Ontology annotation, molecular function: protein binding. NCBI's taxonomy places the organism in Eukaryota, Metazoa, Chordata, Actinopteri, Syngnathiformes, Syngnathidae. The record is from RefSeq and is a predicted model, not a curated record.
CCCAUGGUGCACCUGGUGAAAUCACAACAAACGUGCAAAUUCCCUUGAAGGGAAAAAAAGCCGGCAUUUCAACCCUUUUACGAUAUGAGGUGUUGUUCACUGUAAGACUGCCAUGACACCGGGGGACAUGGUGCCGGAUCAUGCCAAGCAGCCCAAGCCUAAGGAGAAGCGCCCUGCCAAGACGCUCAAAGUCGACUGCGAGUCAGACGGCUCCUUUGUGUUUGAGGCCCACGAGGCCUGGAAGGACUUCCACAACUCGCUGAGACAUUUCUACGUAGUGGGAGAGCUAUGCGAUGUCACGCUGAAGGUCGGCAGCAGACUGAUACCCUGUCACAAGCUUGUGUUGGCCUGUGUUAUCCCCUACUUCAGGGCCAUGUUUCUGUCUGAAAUGGCAGAAGCCAAGCAGAAUCUGAUCGAGAUCAAGGACUUUGACGGAGCUGCCAUCCAGGCUCUGGUCCAAUUCGCUUACUCCUCUAGGCUCACACUCACCAUAGACAAUGUCCAGCCUCUGCUUUAUGCUGCCUGCAUCCUUCAGGUGGAGUUGGUGGCGCGGGCCUGCUGCGAGUACAUGAAGGCCCACUUCCAUCCGACCAACUGCUUGGCGGUGCGCACCUUUGCCGAGAGCCACAACCGCGUGGACCUGAUGGACAUGGCCGACCGCUACGCCUCCGAGCAUUUCAGCGAGGUGGUGGAGUGCGUGGACUUCACGUGCGUGUCGCCGCAGCACUUGCGGACGCUGCUGGCCUCCAGCGAGCUCAACAUCCACUCGGAGACGCAAGUGUACAAGGCGGCUGUCAAAUGGCUCAAAGCCAAUCCACAGCACCACCACGCCUGGCUGGACCAGAUCUUCUCACAAGUGCGCCUGCCGCUGCUCCCCGUGGACUUCCUGACCGGCACAGUGGCUAAGGAGGAGAUGAUCAAUGGUAACCUGAGCUGCCGCGACCUGAUGGACGAGGCCCGGAACUACCACCUGCACCUCAGCAACAAUGCCGUGCCCGACUUCGAGUACUCUGCCCGCACCGUCCCCCGAAAACACACCGCAGGGGUUCUGUUCUGCGUGGGCGGUCGUGGGGGUUCUGGGGACCCGUUUCGCAGCAUCGAGUGCUACUCAAUUAGUAAGAACAGUUGGUUCCAGGGCCCUGAGAUGAACAGCAGACGCCGGCACGUUGGCGUCAUUUCUGUCGGAGGGAAGGUUUACGCCGUGGGUGGACACGAUGGUAACGAGCAUUUGGGCGACAUGGAGGUUUUUGACCCCCAUACCAACAAGUGGAUGAUGAAAGCCUCCAUGGACACUAUGAGGAGGGGUAUCGCCCUAGCCGCGUUGGGCGGUCCCAUCUAUGCCAUCGGCGGUCUGGACGACAACUCAUGCUUCAACGACGUGGAGCGCUACGACAUCGAGAGCGAUUGCUGGAGUGCCGUUGCCCACAUGAACACGCCCAGAGGAGGCGUGGGCUGUGUGGCAUUGGGGACUUUUGUGUACGCGGUAGGCGGCAAUGAUGGCAGGGCGUCGCUAUCGAGCGUGGAGCGCUUCGACCCGCACCUCAACAAGUGGACCGAGGUCAACGAGAUGGGCCAGCGGCGUGCAGGGAACGGGGUCAGCAAGCUGAACGGAUGCCUCUACGUUGUCGGUGGUUUUGACGACAACUCGCCGCUGAGUUCCGUGGAGCGUUACGACCCGCGCACAAAACACUGGGAGUACGUAUCGGAGAUGACCACCCCGCGUGGCGGCGUGGGCGUCGCCACAGUAAUGAGCCGUGUCUUCGCUGUGGGCGGGCACAACGGCAACAUCUACUUGAACACGGUGGAGGCCUUCGAGCCACGCAUGAACAGGUGGGAGUUGGUGGGCUCAGUGUCGCACUGUCGAGCCGGAGCGGGCGUGGCGGUUUGCUCAUCGCACGUCAACCAGAUCAGAGAUAUUGACCAGGGAUCCAGUAACGUUGUCAACUGCAUGUGACGGCGGUCGAUAAACGCACAAUUUAUUUCCUGGUGCUUUUUCCCGGCAUCCUCCUUCCAUGUCGUUCAUUCUACAACAAGUGCCAUACAACCUGCCGCACAAUUGAGUUUGUAUUAAGUAAUGGGUCCUCAUAUUGGAGUUAUAACAUUACCAUUACACCAUACCGCUUUGACCAGAACUAUUGCACCGCUGUGAUAGGCCAGUUUGUUUUGGCGGGGAUAUUUAGAAAAAGUCCAUUAACAUUUCACCCACUUAUUCUCUUAUUUUAUCAUACAUAUUUUUGCAUCAUCCUUUUUCACAAGUGUAAUAUUUAAGAAAUAUUUAUGUACUAAUUUUGAAGGGAAUCUAGCAAGAAACAAAGUACAAGUUGGCCAGUAUCAAACGACGCCUUCACGUUUGCACACACGCUUUCUGUCUCAGUCGGUGAACGCAACAGAAUUUCAAAAGCAUCAUUUCUAAUCAUGCAUGAACAAUCAAGGCUGUUUUUGAAUUGAAACUGGUUGCUGUCUUGUACAGAUAUGCAUUCAAAGGUAUCAGGGAUUGCUUUGUGUGUGUGUGUGUGUGUGUUUUUUUUUUUUUAUGAUAGCUGGACUGUCAGAAGCUAAACCACACGCAAUGUUCCUAGCAGACAGUACCUAUAAACAAAGAUACAUUAUAUUUUAAUAUAUUAAGGACACUUUUGUAAUAUACGAGUAUAGCUGUAUCUUUGCUCUUAUUAGAAGUAUAAUCUUUUGUUGUGCUAGUAAUUUCCAAGAGAAAUAGUAUAGUUCUAUAUUCCACAUUUUGUUGUCACAGAGAAAUAUUUUUGGUUACAAUCCUUGUGUUUAUAUUUAGUAAAACAGUUCAGUAUAAAAGCCACUGGUAGAAAUGUCCUUUUGUUUGUGUUCUUUUUCAAUGUAAUUAUGUUGUAAUUGGGUCAAUAAAUUGGUAAAAUUAUGGAA